Acaulospora morrowiae is the source of this 420-nucleotide messenger RNA. NCBI's taxonomy places the organism in Eukaryota, Fungi, Glomeromycota, Glomeromycetes, Diversisporales, Acaulosporaceae. The record is from the annotation of a GenBank genome assembly.
GUGAAUUAUCCAGCCGCUUGCAACUCUGCUGAAACAUUGCUAUUACAUCGUGCAAUUCUUUCUACACAUUUAUCACCUAUCGUCACAUCAUUUCUAAAUGCGAAGGUUAAACUACAUGUUGAUCAAGAGACAUUUUCACAUCUUUCGUCAUUUGAUACAUCUUUUAUUCAACCAUGUAUACCAGAAGACUUUGACACUGAAUACUUGGAUCUUGAAAUUGCCAUUAGAGUUGUUGACGAUGUAGAAGCGGCUAUACAACAUAUCAAUCUACAUGGUAGUAAGCAUACGGAUGCGAUUGUUACGGAGAAUGAAGAAACCGCAAAGAGAUUUAUGCAAGGUGUUGAUGCAGCAGGCGUUUAUUGGAAUGCGAGCACCAGAUUUGCCGACGGUUUUCGAUAUGGAUUUGGUGCCGAAGUCGGG